Molecule: messenger RNA, 3108 nt
Organism: Colletes gigas
Lineage: Eukaryota; Metazoa; Arthropoda; Insecta; Hymenoptera; Colletidae
Product: tubulin glycylase 3A-like
Exons: 14
Coding region: 1-3108 (1035 amino acids)
Biological process (GO): cilium movement; protein polyglycylation; cilium assembly
Cellular component (GO): cilium
Molecular function (GO): protein-glycine ligase activity, initiating
Source: RefSeq, a predicted model, not a curated record
AUGGAGUGCAUAGACUCGUUUCCGACCUCUGGAAAUCCUGCAUACGCGGUGCAAUCUUUGGCCGACGAUAGGAACAUUGAUACCGUUCCCAAAAAUGACAACUUUCAGUGCACGUUCUUUCGACAACCUAAGAGCAAGUUCGCGGUCAAAAAUGGCACCUGGCAGUUGUCGUACAGCAAUCCAAUAUCGUCCAAUCUUUCCGACAAUUAUACCGAUUCGGACAGCGAUUUCGCUGAAAGUAUGCAUAGCGAGCAAUGGUUAGAAACGUUCUCGAAAAAUUCUAGCCAGUACACGAGCGACGAUGACGUUUCUCAAACCGAAACAAAGUAUCUCGACGCGCCGAAAGUAACGUUUAACUCAACGAUACGCGUCGAUUCAAACGAAAUCACGGGAUACUGUCCAAGGAAACGACCAAUAAAAGGGGACGAAGGAGAAAACGACGCAACUUCUGCGAAACUUAUGAGAUCGACGGAGGAGAGGGAAUGUUCGAAGGAGGAAAACAAACCAGUUGACGAAGAGAACUGUGAAAACUAUGAAAAUCGGACGACGUUCGAGAAUGGAACAUUUCUGGAAGAACAUGCGAAUAAUAGCAAACUCAUGCGUGUACUCUCAGCUACACGGAACGUUCUGCACGUGAACAAGAAAUCCUACGAACUUGCGAACGUCGCGGCGAGCAACGAAGCUACGUCCAAAGAAAGGAAGACGAUCGAGAGUAGAAUUGUUAGGAACAAACGUUUGUUAAGUUCCAUGAAAGAAGUAAUUCGUACAAUGGACGAGCCAAAACCGGGCUUGGAAUCCGUCCAAAGCAUUGAGCCGGGGAACCAUAUUGCGGAGACUACGGUCGCACGUGCAGAGGACGGUGAAAAGUCGGGUCGAAGUUUGAAAGAAAUUUCAAACGAUUCGGAAAAUCGCGAGAUGCACGGAUCGAUUUUUAAGAGUCCUAAAUUAAAGAAACAUUUGGACGAAUCCAUGCUGGAGGCUAUGAAAAAAUACAGAACAUGCGAGAACACGUGGGAAAAACUGAAACGACAAAAGUUAGCGUUGCAAGAUUUUCCUGAAAAAAAGAAUCCUGUUUCCUGGCUUCCUCUUCAAAAUUAUUCUAAACAUGGAUUCUCGUGCGACCAGGAGAAUUUCACAGAAUCAGAAAACGAAGAAUACAACGCGGAAAGUCAAAAUGAUACGAAGACUAUUAACACGCGAAAAUGGCAAAUCACGUUAACCACUAAGGAUUGCGCGAUUAAAAAACGUUGUCAAGGUUGGCAGAUAUAUCCAAACGACACGAAAAAGGCCGAAGAAGUGUCGCAGCUAAUUUUGAGACUCACCGACUCGAAGAUGAACACUCGAACAAUUACGGGCUCGGAGUCCGCGAAAACCGCGAAUGCAGAGAUUCUCUGCAAUCGCGAAGAUCUAGACGACCUUCUCGGGGAGGAAGACAAAGAAAAUGAACAUGGCCACGGCAAGAUCGUCCUGAGGGAAUAUUUGAAGCUUCUGACCACUGAACAAGCGAAGAUCAGUUUUAUCCUAAAAAUGCUGACGAAAGCGGUGAACGAGCAUAAAAUUUUUGUGAUUUACAGCACAUUUCCAGUGCUCAGGAAGCCUCUGAGUAAAAGAGGCUGGAUCGAGAAGAGAUCUAUCAGGAGAAUGCUCUCAAUGUCUCCGGAAAUGUCAGAAGCUGGUCUGGAAACGAUCGAAAAACUAUUACGUUGCCCCGCAGACUUUAUAUGGUACACCACUAAAAGAGCAGCCGUGAGAGCAGACGAAAGGACAAUAGUCAAUAAAUUUUCUGGAUGCUACUUCACGUCGAAGGUCGACAUGUGCAAUAAUUUGGAGAACGUUAGUUGGUUCUACGAACCUGGCGUGUCGAACAUUCAAUUCCCACGGUGCUACAAUGUUUAUCAGCCUGCACAGAUCGAGGAGUUCGUACAGGACUUUUACAUCACGGCCUGUAUGGGAAUUCUCAAGUGGUUCUUAUUUCUGGCCAGCGUGGCUGGACCGAACGCCACUUGGUCUUCGAAUGGCUCCGUGCCCAUAUACGCCAUUUUGUUCGCUCUCGAAAGAUGCACAGACUAUAUAAGUGUCUGCUCGCACGAGGACAUCGACAGACGAGAUCGCGUAGAAGUAUCGAACUCCGAUUGGAAUCAAUUUCUGACAUGGUACGAUCGAUUUCUGCACAAGCGCGAGGUAUUGCAAAAAAGUGACGGAAUAGAUAUCGAGGAACUCGUCCCAUACACGGCGAACACGCUUAAGGAUAUGAUACAGUGCCGACCUCAAAGUCGCAUUGAUGGAAUGCGGAAUGUCUGGAUUAUAAAACCAGGCGAUAAAAGUUUGGGAAGAGGUAUAGUCCUUAAGAACUCGUUAAACGAUAUCCUGGCCAAGCUGAAUCAGUCUACGAACGAAUGCAUGCAAUACGUCGUGCAAAAAUAUAUAGAACGACCCUUGCUCGUUCACAAAACGAAAGUCGAUGUUAGACAAUGGUUUCUGAUCACCAGCACGCAACCCCUCGUCGUCUGGAUGUACAAGGAUAUUCUGCUGCGUUUCGCGUCGAAAGAUUUCACGCUCGAGAAUUUCCACGAAUCGAUCCACUUAUGCAACACGACCGUGCAGCUGAAAUACAGGAAAACAUUGCGACCGAAUCUACAAAUACCCAGCGAACUUCACUGGAAUCUUCAGAAGUUCAAAGAAUACUUGAAGGCUACCGAUCGGGAAUCGGCUUGGGAGAAACUCAUCAAACCAGGUAUAAAACAAAACUUGGUAGGGGCACUUCUAGCGUCUCAAGAGAAUAUGGUGAAUCGAAAAAAUAGCUUUCAAUUAUACGGCGCCGAUUUCUUGAUAAUGGACGACCUUUCGGUUUGGCUGAUCGAGAUCAAUACGAACCCCCGAUUGCACCCCCCGAGCAGCUCUGUUACAGAGAAACUUUACCCGGAAGUUAUAGAAGACACGAUGAAAGUGGUUAUAGAUCGACGCAAAAACAAGAAAGCACCUCGCGGUAAAUUUGAAUGCAUUUUCAAGCAACGUAAUCCAUUUUACGGCAAUAUUCUUGGAAUGGCGGCGACCCUCGGUAUUCGAGGCAAGGCCUUACUUUCGCCGCAGGCUCCAUCGCGAAAAUGA